Molecule: messenger RNA, 1287 nt
Organism: Branchiostoma belcheri (Belcher's lancelet)
Lineage: Eukaryota; Metazoa; Chordata; Leptocardii; Amphioxiformes; Branchiostomatidae
Product: snRNA-activating protein complex subunit 2-like
Exons: 9
Coding region: 81-1118 (345 amino acids)
Biological process (GO): snRNA transcription
Cellular component (GO): nuclear body
Molecular function (GO): RNA polymerase II general transcription initiation factor activity
Source: RefSeq, a predicted model, not a curated record
CGACCCAGGAGCCUUUGAGGCAAGAUGGCUGCCGAGUGCUGAAAAAAAGUUGAAAAGUUGACCAGCCAUAUUACUCUAGCAUGAAGCCACCAAAGAGAGAGAGAAAGGCGGUGCAGGAACCCGUGUACAAGGGACCCGUCGCCUACAGGAGGAGUACUCUGUCCACUAAAUGGAGCCUGAAGGACAAGAAAAAACUCCUGACUGCAUUAAAAAGGGUCCGUAGUCAUGAUGACUACACCAUCAUCAAGAAGUAUGUUAAGAACAAGACAGAAGAAGAGAUAAAAGAAUAUGUGACAAUGAUGAAGAAAAAAUCAGAGACCCUUGUGGGUAAAAGCUUGAAAAGCGAUAAGGAAGCUGAAAGAACACCCAUAGAGACGUGGCUGGAGACCUGUCGUGACUUGAUGAGGGAGGUUCCCGUGGAGUGUACACAGACAUUCUCUCAGGUGCUGACAGUCGCAGCUGCGGAACCAGCUAACCUGGAGGAGCCGGAUGACGCACCUGACUACCCUGCCAUCUACAACUACCUGUCCUGUCUCCUCAGGAAUGCCACUCCCCCCACACUCGCACCACUUGAUUCUGCAGUAGUUCUGGACCUUCUCCAGUCUUUAGCAGACAGACUGAAGACCACAGACGUGUCCCAGCUCAAGGAAUGGCUACAGAUGAGAUAUCAUGACCUGAACAAGUCUUACGUCCCGGACAGGCCUUGGCAGAAUCCAUUCAAACUUACACCAGAGGAUCUCAGCCUUUGUGAUCCUCCGUCAAGCGGCCAGAAGAAAGCAGACGACUCGUCAGAACAGACAUCAAAUAAGCAACAAACAACAACCAGUACACCUCCUGGCCACAACACUGAAGCAGCUACUACAGCUGAAGAUCUAGACAGUAAGAGUGCAAAUAAGGACACUACAAAAGAACCAUCCACAUCAACCGUUGAGCCUUCGACGUCUAGUGCUAGUAACAAGACACUAGGAGAUGGGAAGAAAGAAACUUCAGAUGAACGAAGCACCAAGGAAGUAGAGGAAAUCAUCUGUUUAAACCCACUACUGGUCCCUACAAAAUAUCUGGACCUGGAAAAGUUAGACUUUGAUAGUGAAGGAAGUGAGAGUGAAGAAGAAGACUAGAAUUAGAAACAGUAUUGAACAUUCUGAUUACAUUGAUUUAAAAUAGGAGCAGUUUGUUGCCAACAUGUCCAACCCUAUGGCACUUCAUGUUUUUAUAUUAUGAUAUGUUCAUACUUGUGACAUACACAAUGUAGGAAGAUUUGUUUGUGUUAAUAAAACUGUAAUGUUU